Molecule: messenger RNA, 2150 nt
Organism: Osmerus eperlanus (European smelt)
Lineage: Eukaryota; Metazoa; Chordata; Actinopteri; Osmeriformes; Osmeridae
Product: C2 calcium-dependent domain-containing protein 4C
Exons: 2
Coding region: 343-1623 (426 amino acids)
Source: RefSeq, a predicted model, not a curated record
CUCUCUCACACACACGCACGCUCCAGAGACCAGCCACACCGGUUUUUACACACCACGUAAAACACACCCGACAGGUGCUACCGGGGAAUUUCACGGAUCUGUUUCAGAGCUAGACAUCCACUCUGCUGGCUGUGAUGGUAGCCUUGGACUACAUGUACCGAUGUAGGAGUCUUCUUCAGUCACCACGGCGGGACAUUUCCAGGACCCCAGAACUGUGGUAAGAUACAACUUGACAGUCGUUGUUGGGAUACACAAGGUAGCCCACAAAGUCCAUAAUCACCCGAGAGCCAGAGAACCUUAGAACUGGAGAACCUUAGAACCGGAGAACCUUAGAUCCGGAUCAUGUGGCUGGUGGGGAGGAUCAGGGAGGGCUUGGAGAACAUUCCCCAGGAGCUGGGACGCUAUGUGGACAAGAGCAAGGACGACAUCUCAGCCAAGACCAGCCUCUCCAACAAGCUACACAGCAACAUCCUGACGCCAGGCAACAUCCCCGAGUUCUGCUUGCCCCCUCGUCUGACCAGGAGCCCCCUGCUGGCCAGCCAGAGAACUGCAGCCCUGCCACGCAGCCCCAGGAUCAGCCUCGAACCCUCUGGAUCCCCGCAUCGGACCCCACAGAGAGAAAACGCCCGGGUAGGAAGCGGUACGGAAGCCCAGAAGGGUCAAAAGCCCCCGCCAUUCUCCGCUGAGGGAUACGGCCUCGCGGGGAUGCACGAGAGUGCGAACACCAGACGCAAAGAGUCCCUGUUCCACUCCAGCCAUCCUGUCCUCACUCUGGACAGAUCCCUGCCUCUGCCCCUACCCAAAACCACCACCAGGGCAGCGCCAGAGAGAUACUUCCCCAAAACAAACAUCCAAUCCGGGCUGACAAACUCCUUCAAGAGCCUAUCAAAGACGGGCAGCACCGAGAGCGACACCCCCUCGUCUGACGACUCCACCCCCCUCGGCUCCCCCCUCCUCACGCAGUCUUGCUCCAGCCCCGCCCUCACCCUCGUGCUGGAGGGCGUCGAGGAGGGAGACCCCCUCCUCCAGCCAGGCCACUGCAUGGGGGUUCCUCCACAAGGGAGCCCUCUGUCAUGCUUAUUUUUUACCCCCAGACAGAACAGGAGGAGGAGGGGAGUCUCACCCCAGCCGUUCCCCCACGCCCACCAUCCAAUCCCCAACCUCGGCUCUCUGGCCCCGCCCCUCCUCUUCCCAUUGGACAUCCUCCAUUGCCAGGAGCGUCCGCGGCGGGAGCGCGUCCUCCCAUUAACGGGGCGUGGCGGGGUCCGCCUCUCCGCCGAGCGCACCCCCUCCCCGGUGGACCCCUCACUGUCCACGGUGCGCGUGCGUGUCGUCUCCGUGGAGGGCCUGAGGGUCGACGGCGACCUGCGACCUUUGAACUGCUGCCUGAGCUUGAGCCUUACCCCCGGGAAGCUGCAGAGGCAGGAGAGCGCCGUCAUCAAGAACUGCCGACGCCCCGUGUUCAACGAGGACUUCUUCUUCACGGACCUGAGCCCAGACCACUUGCUGGGGCUUGAGCUCAGGGUGAAGGUGCUGGAAAAGGCCGGCCACUCCGCCCUGAGGAAGGGGGCAGUGCUGGGGGUCACCACGGAAUCCCUGGCACAGCUGCUGCCCUUUGAUUAAGAACUGCCUAAGGAACCAGAUACGCCCCAGAGACCAGUUUUAACUGCCCCUUAGUGGUCCUGUGGCCUGUUUCUUCCCCUUCAACUGCUAUUGGGCCUGUUAUGUGUAACUUCUUGGUUGUGUGGAUGUUAUAGCUUGCUAUUGUCGUUUUACUUAAUUUGUCGCUUAAAGCUGCAGUUGGUAAUGGUAAAAAGAAUGUUGAAUGUGAAAAAACAGUGCCACCAAUUAUUGUCUGAAUUUAAACGCUUUUGAUUGACAGUGGUUUCCCAAAACAAGCCAAUGAUGAAAGUUGGAAUUGGUUGGAACAGGAUGUUUAUAGGGGACAAACGAUUUUUUUCUGUUAAAAAUUAAACGUUAAGUAUUGUACCUUUAACACCAUGGUCAGCUGAUCUGCAUCCCCAUAACCUAGUCUAGAACAAAAACAUUGCUGCUACAUUAUUACUGACACUAGUCAAAGCAGCAUCAUGGGGAGAUUUGCAUUGAGAACCUACUUCUACUGUUGUGAUUUACUUAUAAGCAAUAAAAUU